Columba livia (rock pigeon) is the source of this 1041-nucleotide messenger RNA. Its product is annotated as SUN domain-containing protein 3-like. The coding region runs from base 1 to 1041 and encodes 346 amino acids. The record is from RefSeq and is a predicted model, not a curated record. The transcript has 8 exons. Gene Ontology annotation, molecular function: protein-membrane adaptor activity. Lineage: Eukaryota; Metazoa; Chordata; Aves; Columbiformes; Columbidae. Gene Ontology annotation, cellular component: nuclear envelope; meiotic nuclear membrane microtubule tethering complex.
AUGGACCUCCCUACUGGCUCCAGCACCAAGGUGGCUGCACCCAAAGACUCCAAACUGGCAACAUUGAAAUCGUCCCUGUUGGCCAGUGCUGCUCUGGAGCUGAACAUCACCAUGUCACCACCACCAGCCAUAGACCUGGUGCUUUCUGCCAAAAAGGAGAUGAAGGCACUGAAGGUAUCGACCCUGCUGCUGCUUCUCGGUCUCUUCUCUUUUGGUAUUUACCACUUGGGCCAACUUGGCAAAGAAAGCCUCUGGAGCACCGCAGCACAGUUACAAGACCUGAGCAAAACCCUGUCCCUGCCAGACCAGCUCCAUAAGCUCCAGGAACAGCUUUACCAUCUGCGCUGGAGCACAAAGGAUGUUGCGGAGCAGGCUCUACAGGAAGGCGUGAAGCAGGCAAAGCUCCCAGGCUUUACCGGACGGGCUGUUCAGGAGAUCAUCAAUCAAGCCCUGGAGAAUCUGGUGGAAAUCCAGGUCCCGAUGCCGGAUUACGCCCUGAAAUCAGCAGGGGCUGCUGCCAUUCAUUCCAGGACUUCUCCAUCCCUCCGGAACGCCAAAGCCAAACUCUUCUUCUAUUCCCUGCCAUUGAUGGAUUACAUGAGGUCCCCUGAGCUUAUUCUGGAGCCAGAAAAUUAUCCUGGAAACUGCUGGCCUUUCCCAGGAAGUCAGGGUCACGUGUUCAUCAAGCUCUCUGUGCCAGUCAUUCCAAGAGCAGUCACCAUGGACCAUGUCUCAGGGACAGCGUUCCACGGAGAAAGUAUCUCCGGAGCUCCAAAGGACUUUGCUGUCUACGGCUUCAAGGAAGAACACGAGGAGCAGGGAAUGUUCCUGGGACAGUUCACUUUCCUGGCACCACUGAAUCCCAGUCAGACCUUCCAGCUGAAGAACGAGCUCCCUGGGGUCAUGAAUUACAUCAGGCUGCAAGUGCUGAGCAACUGGGGCCACCCGGACUACACCUGCCUGUAUCGCUUCAGGGUGCACGGUGAUCUGCCCAAAGAUGGGGGAGACACAGCAGUUGCAUCUGUCAAUAAAUUCCAUUAA